CAUCGUGCUGCAGGCUGCAAAGCCUGUAAUGUGCAGCAGAGCUGGGGCGCAUGAGCCUGCCAUGGAGGCCAAGGCGAUAUGAUUCUCGUGUGCUGGGCAAUGAAGGAAAGAUCGCUUGCAACAGGCACGGCAUUGCUGAUAUUUUCUGUAGAUGAACGUGUUUCGACCAUCCCUGUCACUUCCAUGGAAGACCGACAAUAAUGGCGGCAACAGCAUUGCCAAUGUAAUGCAGGUUGUUUGGGUGUUUGAUGUGAACACAGUGCAACCAGCUCAGGAAGGAGCGUUCAGCGCGUCGAAGGCAUAAGCAUCCAAAAUGGCACCAGCACCGCGGGAUGAGAGGCUGAUCAGGGCGCUUCAAGCCCGGGCGGCCUUGGCAUCUGCACAGAAUAAUAUUCGGAAGAGUGCGAGCUAUCAGAAAGCGGUUGAGAAACUGACUGCCCACAGGCGGCCAAUAACUAGUGCGAUGGAGAUUGGCAUGGUGAAAGGGAUUGGAGUCCAGAUUAAGAAGCUACUUGAGAAGGUUUACAAUGGGGAUGUGGAAGAAAUACCCCCAGAAGCUGAAGAGGCAAUGGAAUACGGAGACUUGCCCAUUCCCCAGGGUUUCGCCUACAUUCCUGGCCCCAACACUGGCGCCCGUGCCAUUCUCAUUGCCAUGUUUGGUGAAACAAAGAGACCCGGAUAUCCAGGCUUCCUGAUGAAAGAUCAAAUCCAGGCGGCAGCUACAGCAACAGGAAUCAGCAACACCUCAAUGUAUCCGCAGCCCAAUGUGGGCCGCUUCUACAGUGGUUGGGACGGGAUCAGAACGCUGGAAGAGAACGGCCUGGUUCUCAGAACCAAACAUGGUAUGGGGGUUAAGGAGCAGUUCCGCCUGACAGACCAGGGCCGGCAGCUUGCAUACUUCCUGGAGGGAGAGCUGGGCCUACAACAAGGGGGCCGACAAGAUGGCGGGGUCGCACUCCCCCAAGACUUCUCUCCCGCGCACCGCCGUCUCUCAGGUCACUGUCAGGGGCGCCAGGCGGGGGAAGGCGGCUUUCCAGAGGUCAUGAUCGGCCGGGGUCGAGAAAUUGAGAUGGGCAGCAACUUGCAACAAGUGGAAGAGGUUGAAGCGGCCACCGGAGAGGGCUUCCGCCUGUACAAGGCGGUGUGCAAGAGCAGCAGUGCGGUGAGGAAAAAGUACGCAGUGCAACUUCAUGUCAGGGUGACACUUGCUCGAGACGCGGAGGUGGAGCAGGCAGAGGCCCUGGGGCGAGUUUUCGCGGGCAGGAGGCCGGAGCUGGUGGCACGGCUCAAAGAGAUGGGCUUCAGCGAGGAUCGGGUGUUGGCGGCUCUGGCGGCCACCGGAGCUGAUGAGGCAGCCGCUGUGCAGAUGCUAGUGGAUGGGGCAAGCAUGCAACGUGACGAAAGUGGGACAGCAGCGCCAGGUGGCGUCACCCAGAUGGUGGUAGUCAGGAGCGAGUGCGCUUGCCCCGAGGGGCGGUCGUCUCACGGCAAGUGCAAGCAUGCGGCCGCCCUGUUUUUGAGAGUGGACGCCCACCUGCGGAGCGGGGCGGAGCUGGAUCGGCCGGAGCCCGGUAAGAAGAAGACGCCCAGGAAGAAGCGAGAAAACGGGGAUGGUGGGUUGCAAGCGAAAACCGCGCCCAAGAGGCGAAAAAGCGGAGGAGGGGCGGAGGCGCCUCUGCCUAGGGAAGAGGAUCGCAGCCUGGGUGCAAUUGCUGCACAGCUGGCGAAGUCGGUGGGCUCACCAAUAACGCCUCCAAAGCACAAGGACGUGGCGCGCACGCCUGUCGGGGCCAGCCCGCGGGAGAUGGCGGCCCAGGCGGCCUUUGAACGGGCAGCCAUGCAGGCGUCCCUCCGGAAAGACUCCCCGACGAGAGCGCCGCCGGUGGAGAAGGGGACGGGGCAACGGAAUGUGGACUUUGUCGAUCUUGAGGGAGGGCUGGGCCGCGCUCACGAGCGGCACGAGAGCGAUCAGGGGGUUAGACGGGCGGUCUCUGCCAACAAAGAGUCGCGCUCAGAGACUUGGAAAGGGAAGGAAGCAGCCCGAGAUGCGUUGCAUGGUAGUAUGCUUAACUUGGGCCGAGCGACCCCCGGAAAAGGCAAGGCGGUGGCCUUUGUCGACUUGGACAGCGAUUGUGACGACCCGCCGGGGCAGCGGGAUGCUGACUCCGAGGAGGACGCCGCUCUCCUCUCAGUGGACUGGAAGAGCCCCAGAGCCAGCUGGGGUAGCGGGUGGAGCAGCGCCGCUACUCCCGCAUCAGAUCACCGAGAGAAGAGCGGAGGGCGGCGUGGCGAGGAGGCUGGGCGGGGCCGAUCGCUUGAUCUGGACUGGCUGACAGGCGACAACGCGCCAGAUCCUGCCGAGCUUGACAGGCUCGUGGAUACGGUGACUGCCACAGCGGAGCCCGGGAGUGCGCCCUCGGCGAGUGGUAGGAAGCAAGGUGGCGAAGUGGGCGGCGUGCGUCGCGUGACGGUCGUAGUUGAUGAGACGGAGCGGCAGACCAACAGCAACCCGAACUCGGUGUACCUGGAGCUGCAUCGCCAGCACGAAGCGCUGCAUGCGGUGGCCGGCGUGGCGCUGGCGGCGGAGAAGCACAAGCUGGAGACGGGGGACUACCUUUGGCUGGCAGAGACGGACGAAGGCAGUUUCGUUCUCGACACGGUCAUCGAGCGCAAGACGAUGUCCGACUUGGUCACCCGGUCGGUCACGAACGCCCACCUGAAGCAGAUCCAAAAGAUGCGCGCCAGCGGACUGCCGCACGUGUGCCUCUUACUCGAAGGAGAGUUUCGGACCGCACGCAAGUUCGUGGCAGUGGCGGGGCAAGACUGCCGCGGAGACGUGGACAGCGCGGAGGCGGUGUGGCAGCUGAUGGCGGAGCUCCUGAUCGGCACCGCAAAGGGGAUGGACGUGCCGCAGGGGGUGCCUAUUGGCAGCGGGUAUGGCCCCCCGCCGCCAGUGAGGGUGCUCCAAACGAAGGACGUCAAGGGGACUUGCAAGCUGCUGACUCACAUCUCCGCCGCUCUGGCCGCCAGGGUUGGAGGCGGGCUAGAAGGUGGGGAAGCUGCGAGCGCGGCAGCUUCGCGUCAGAUCUCUCUUGAGGAUUUCAACAAGGAGGCGCGGCAAAGGAGAACCAAGAUGAACAAGCUGCUCAAGGAGGCGGAGGGGCGGGCAAUUGAGAGUCGAGUAGGGGACGACGGGUUGGAGGAUCCGGGCGAAAGACGUGGGUUUGCGGACGAGGUUCAAAGACUGUCCGCAGAUCCGGACGCUGGUGUCGGUCCCAGCGCAGCGCAGGCAAGGAGCGGGGUUGCUGACGCAAGCGCGCAAGGGGGCCAGCCCUGCGACGAGUGCGAGGCGCAGCGGGCAGCGCUCGAGUGCGCAGAAUGCGAGCAAGCGCUGUGCUCCGACUGCUGCGCCAGCCUCCACUCCGGGGGGGCCCGGAGGGCUCACCGGCUGACGUCACUGCCCCCUCCGUGGCAGUGCGAGGAGUGCGAGGGGGCAUCGGCGGCCGUCUCGUGCGGGGAGUGCGAGCAGGCCCUCUGCGCGAGCUGCUCCGCCAAGAUUCACUCUAAGGGGGCCAGGGCACGGCAUGCGGUGGCGCCACUGAGCCUCGCACCCAUGCAACCCACCUCACGAGUUUCGACGCCGCCCGACACUCACGAUAGCGUAGAGAGGUCAGGGCGUGCGCUGAUGGUGGCCAGUAGCAGUGUGUACGCGAGCCUGCGCACCGUGGAUCUCGGGCCGAGAGUGGCUCUGGAGCAGACACGUGGCGAGCGGGACAGAGGCCCCGUGGAGGAGAGCCUGUACCUGGGCCUGGCGGACCCGGGUGGGGCAGCGGGGCGGGCAGGAGAACGCGAGGCCUUUUGGGUGGUCCUGGUCAAAGGGGACGCCUUCCUGCGGGGCAUGAUCCAAUCGCAGGUGGCAGUCAGCGGCGCAUCCUCUGCCACCUGUCCGGAGCCCGACCUGCAGGCAGCGGCGGUGCUCUUCCUGACCUCCCUCCCAGACCCGCCCUGCCCCUCCGCCCACUCCCCAGGCAAAAUCCUGAUACUCGAAAACGUGUUGCAUCACUGCCGCGCGAUGGCUGCGGCGGCAGAGCGAGCGCGGCUGAAUGGGGCGGCAGGCCCUGGCGAGGACGGGGACCAGGAGCUGCGCGCGUUCUUGGGUUGCCACGAUUUGAAUGAAGAGAUGAUUCGGUGGAUAGUCAGGAUCAUGUUCUCACGAGGUUGGAACGUGCAAUUUACAGGUAAUCAGCUCGAGAGCUCUCUGCUUUUCAGGCACUUGGCAAAGGCAUAUGUAAAGUAGUCUUAACGCUUACUCAGCUCAGUGUCAAAGCAACUUGUACACUAGAAACUCGCUCAGGAGCAGUUUGCUCUUGGAUGUGUAUAAAUGUAAACAGUGUUUGGUUUGGCAGUGUGCAUCUAGGCAGGUUGACUGUGUUUGUGUUUGAAGGCUGACAAAGGUUUGCCUAAUUUCGUGUCAUAUCUGGCGCCUCACUCAACUUUGCGC
This is a messenger RNA of Klebsormidium nitens, 4501 nucleotides long. The record is from the annotation of a GenBank genome assembly. NCBI's taxonomy places the organism in Eukaryota, Viridiplantae, Streptophyta, Klebsormidiophyceae, Klebsormidiales, Klebsormidiaceae.